Molecule: messenger RNA, 9392 nt
Organism: Macrosteles quadrilineatus (aster leafhopper)
Lineage: Eukaryota; Metazoa; Arthropoda; Insecta; Hemiptera; Cicadellidae
Product: MATH and LRR domain-containing protein PFE0570w-like
Exons: 25
Coding region: 12-8612 (2866 amino acids)
Biological process (GO): transcription by RNA polymerase III
Cellular component (GO): transcription factor TFIIIC complex
Molecular function (GO): protein binding; DNA binding
Source: RefSeq, a predicted model, not a curated record
UCGAUUAAAUUAUGAGUGCUGAAAAAGAAACCUACGUGAGACGUAGGGCUUUUAACAAGAUCCACGUCAACAGUUGGUUAAUUUACUUAGAGAGAGAUGGCUAUGUUAGAUGUCCUUUUCAAAACUGCAACUUCAUGGCUUUCGAUGUCAAUGAGAUGUGUGAGCACUAUGGAUACUGUACAGGAGAUAACAGUUCUACAAGUUUUAUUUGCGAAGUCUGCAAUGGUUGUACUGUUUCCAAGAAGAAGCUACAGGAACACCGAGCACGAGCACACAACAUCUCGGUCCCGCCGGCUAAAACAGACACAGUGGCUGAAGGUGAGGAGCCAGAACCUCGUAGGCCCAGUCGGGUGACUUUGUUGUCAUGGGGAGUGUUCUAUGACAAGUACAAAUAUGUCAAGUGUUCCAACUGUCACUACGUGGGCUCCUCCGUCACAGACAUGUGCCGUCACUACUUUGUCUGCAAAAAGGAAAAAAAACUCCUACUGUACGUCUGUCCGGAGUGCAAAGGGCGCUCACGCGAUGUAGCACAGUUGAUCCAACAUCUGGAACAAGCUCACAACCUCUACAAGAGACCCGAUCAGUUCAAUCAUAUAUCUCGCAACAUGACACAGUACUGGGAGAAAGAGCUGCGCGAGGACAAGUUUGCCACGUGUUUGCAUAUCAAUAACAGCAGAGAGCGGGACUGUGAAUACAUCGAUGUGGACUUGCUGGGAAUCAACGAGCACUCCCAGACCUGCAAAGGGCCACAGCAAGUUUUAUCGAAACAAUGGUUUUGUGAAUUUUGCACAAAGUGGACCAGCAGCGAUGAAAAACUAACUAAACAUCAUAUUUUGACACACCACAUAGCCCAUGACUUAGGAGUAAAAGUCGAACCAGAUCUUCCUCAAAGGCUUAUUGAAUCAGAAAAGAGAACCAUAAAUAAUGGUCAAGAUACAACUGUGUCUCGACAAUCCAGUUCAGUUAAAAGAUUGGACCCACAAAGGAAAAACUCCCAAGUAUCACCCAACAAAGAGCUUGAAAUUGAAAUUUCUAAAAAACCAUGUUCAACACCAUUAGUCCACCAAAAGAGUUUGCAGUCGGAAAACUCCCAAGUAAUUUCAAAUACCACCGUGGCAAAGAAGUAUGUUCAAGGAUCGAACCAGAAUGAAAUGCGAAGAGAAAGAGUUUCUACCUCGUCAUCUAGAAGAAUCUUCGUUAAUGUUGAUAGUGAACCUGAAACAAUAGUGCCAGACUUGAUAAUGGAAGAUUGUCCCUUUACUGUUGUGGGCUCAAAAGAUAAGAACAAGGAGAUUUUUCUUGAUUUAGUUGAAGACAAGAUUGUUCCUCGAAAAAGUGCAUUCAAACAAACAGAUACGGAAAGUAAUAUGUCUGAAGAAAAUGGUUUAUUCACUGAAGAUUAUUCAAUUACAAACUUAGAACAGGACAACCAUAUUCUUCCCGAUUAUAUUGUGUCCACCAGUGAAAUUCGGUUUGAAGAAGUAAGUAAUGGAAAUUACUAUGUUAAAGAGGAGCCUGUGAUGUUCAGGAGUAAUACAAAUCACCAUAUUACAUUACAGCAAAGAAAAUCAAAAACGACAAUACUUGAUGAGGAAACUGAUUUGAAAGAAAAUCAUGAUAAAUAUAGGAAAAGUAACACUGAAAAUUCAUUUUGCAGUGAAUUCAAACUCGAUUCAACAAUAACAACUAGCCAAACUACGCAUGAAGGUGAAAUCAAAGUAAUAGAGGGUGCAAACAAAAGUUCAACAAAAGGAAAGAAGAAGGAGAGAGGAAGGAGGUUUGUAAAUGAAGUAAAUGCUGCAAAUGGUGAUGAGGACAUGAGUGGAAAAAUGUCUAAACCUAAUAAAAGUCCCAGCCUUGUCCUUUUCAAAGACGAGCUAUCAUCUGAUGAAGAUGAGAAACCAGAAAAGUAUGAAAACGUUGUUGAAGAAAACCCCUCAUUUGAUUGGUAUUUAGAAAGCCCAUAUAAAAAUAUGCCACCAAAAAGUUACAGCAGAAGAAGGUCAAGCGAAGACAAUCUUGCUAGGAGUUCAGCAAAGGAUUCAGUAAUAGUGCGCAACACAAGUAAACUUGAAACUGGCCUGCAUCAAAGUUCAAGUAUUGAUGACAUUGGAAGAGCAUCUGUCAUAAAUUGUAAAGAAAAGAAGAGUAAUGAAAGUAACUUCACAAAUCAUAAGAAAGCCAUGAGUACUCAAGUGCUACAAGAGAAGACUCAUUAUGUUGAGGAUUCAGAGAAAGAAUCGUCGAAGAACUCUGAAAAGAAUGACAAACUCAUGCUUAUAGAAAUUUCUAGCCCAGCUAUGAACAAAACAAAUUCAACAUUUAGCGAUCAAAACACAACCUCAAAAACUGUUGAAAAAUCCACAUUGUCUGACAGUAGUUUGAUUUCUGCAGAAGUAGUCCGAGAAACGAAAUUGAAUGAUCAAAUUAAGCAUGAUCUUACUGAAGAUAACUCAAUUCUGAGUAGAGAAAUAGAAUCUUCCAAGCCAAAUUUAUCCGAGUGUUCUAGUUCAAAAACUUGCAUAUCUAUAGAAGAACCUAGCGAUCCCAGAGUUGUAUCUUUCUUGUACAGCGGAAAACUUAAGAAAACAAUUUUAUCUAAUGACUCCCCAAAUAGUUCCUUGAGAGUUUUAAAAACUGUUUCAAGUUUAGAGUUUGUAAAUGAUAAACCUAAGUUGUUUAACAAACCUACAGAUUCAGGGAAUCAAGCUGUUGCUAAAACUCUUGAUGAAUCAAUCAAGCAAAUUGACGAUCAAAACUGUUUAAAACUUAGACAGAUGACUGAAUCAAUAAAAAAAAUGAACAUUCCACUUUUUGAUUCAAUCAUUGUACACGAGAAUAAUGUGGUAGAUUCAAGUUCCAUGAUUAAUGCAGUGGGCCCUAAUGUAUUAGAAUUGAAAGUGGGAAGUACUUUAGAUGAAGAAGCUUUGGAGUAUAAGAACCCAGCAAUAAGUGGGAAUAUGAAAUCUAUUUUGGAUACUUCUAUAAUCGAAAAUGAACAUAGCUCUGUGAUAAUCAACCCUGGCACAAAUGAUGACUCGCAAAAAAUUGAAUCGAAAUCAGAAACAAAAUUAGACAAUUCAAAUAUAGUGAUUUCUGACAAAAACUCUUUAGAUGAAGACAACAAUUUAAACAACGAUGAACUUGACAUGAAAGAAGAAUUAUUUAAUGGGUUUCAAGAAGUUUCAGAUAAUGUUUAUUCAAAAAAUAGGCGUUUUCGUCAGUUCAUCACCAGAAUAAGUGAAAGUGAAAAUGAAGAGUGGUAUAUAAAUGCAGGGAAUUUGUCGUUGGAUGUAAGAAAGGAUUUUAGUUUGUCUAGUGACAUGUCAAAGCCUUUCAGUCCCGACCACAAACCAUUGAGGAAUUCCAAUAAAAAAGCAGUGGUGCUUGAAUCACAUGAUAAUUUUAAUACAUUUUGUGAAACACUUCCAAACAAAGCACAAUCAAAAUCAACAGCUAAUCAGAAAUCGAAAGGUGAAGAAAGUUUGAAAUCGAAUCAUAAUAAAAAUAUACCCAAUCCAAUCAAUCAUAGUAAAGUUGCAAUUAAACCAGUAAAACAGAGAGGUGUUACUGACGAUGAAACUCUUCAAGAUGUUCCAAUGUAUAGUUCUUCAAAAGAAACAAAUACGAAAUCUCUUUCGAAAAGAGAAUCCACACAAAGUUUAAAAGUUUCUCUUAGUAUUGAUAAUUUAAAAAUACCUUCUAAAGCAGAGAUUGAUAACAGAAGCCGUCCAAAGUAUGAUAAUGAACGUAAUUGUAAAACAACAGAAGAAACAAUUGUCGAUAAAAAUAAGAAAGUGACAGGAAGUAGUAAAAAAUCUAUUAACCAAGUAAAAGAUCAUUCCAAAACUAAAAACUUCAAAGUAAAUAAAAGUAUUAGCUCAAAAAACUUAUCUUUGGAACUGGCUGUGAAUGAGCAAAGUAAUCAUCGUAAUAAUGUAACUAAUGAAUUGCCUUCUUCGAGAAAACAAAACCCUUCAAAAAUUCAAAAGAAUGAAUUGCACAACACAGCUAAAAGAAACUUCAAUAUGGAAAAUUCGCUGAUUCAAAAAAUUAAAACUGCCAUAUCAGAAAAAUUCAACCGUGAAAAUAGCAUUGAUAGUGUACACCUAACAAGUACAAACUUGGAACACAAUCCAGACUCCAAAGAUGACCCGUCCUCGAAAUCAAAAGUUUUACAAACUGAGGUAUCUAACCUAACUACAACACAGUGUAAGAGUAAAUUUACUGGUGCAGACAUGGACAGAACUUCAGGUAACUCAACUGCAGAGUAUGGAGAUGAAGAAAAUCUAAAAUGUAGAAUGGAUUAUACAAUAUCCAGUGAUGAUGAACCUUUAUCUAAUUUACAAAAAACCUAUCAACAAAGUGUGAAAACUGUCCUUUGUUCAAAAGACAACCUUCUCACCGAAGGCUUCUCACCACAUGAUCACAUUCAAAAUGAUGAUUUAGAAUCGGAAAAGGUGAAAAAUACAAACAAAGCACACCUUGACUCCGCAAAACCUGCAACCAAAACUGAACAGAUUAACUCUGCUAAUACACGUGAAGAUUUAAAAACUACUAAAAAGAGGGGUAGGAAACCUAAAAAAAAUAUAAUUGAAGCACCUAACAAUGACUCUGUUGUAAUAAACAAAGAGAAACACAAUGAGACAGCAUUUACAGAUCUGAACAAUCAUAAUACCACAAGUAAUAACUGUACGAUAACAGAGCAAUAUGAUGUAUGUAAUAAAAGCUUGAUAAAUGAUGUUGAUAGUCAUUCCACACCUAAAAGAAGAGGAAGGCCUCGAAAAAUAAAAAUGACUGAACUCACUACCACCUCAAACACAAAUGAAGUGUCGAACUGGUUUGAUCAAUACAGUAGUGAUAACGAGCUAUUAAUUUCAAUUUAUAGUGACGAAUUACAAAACAUUUUAGUUGGUGGUGUUUUUGAAAAAGGCCAAAAUAAUCUGAAAUCAUCAAGUCAAGAAAGAGGGGAAGUGACAGGAAUUGAUUGUUCCAAAAGAAGUUUGCAAAAACAACAAAGUUUUCAAGGCAAAGGUGAAUCCAGCCUGGUUUGUGGCAUUGUUCCUAAGAAAAGAAGAAGAAAAAGACUAUCAAAAUUGGAAAUCGAUUCUCAUGAAAGCUUUCCUGUUACACCUAUUUCCUCAGAAGACUGUAAAGUUUCUCAUAACGAGGAAGUCAAUUCUAAAUCAGAUGCAAAUGAAGCAACAUCGAGUGAUAUUAAUGAAGUAAAAGUACCAAAAAGAAGAGGAAGACCACCAAAAUCAAAAGUAGUUUUUCAGAGUACUCCUAAUGCAACUAACCAAUCAACUUGUAAGGAAGAUGUAAAUAGUAAACUGUGUAAUGAUAUACAGAAUAUCUCAAAUAUUGAAACUGACUGUGAUACUAGUGUUACUAAACUACCUAAAAAAAGAGGAAGGAAACCAAAACUACAACCAGAACUCAACAAUUCUAAAAGCUCGGAAAACCCUACUUGUUCUCCAAUGAGUGAAAAUAUUGAUACGGUCAGAGAACAAAUAUUGGAUUUUGAUAAAGAUGAAGUUGCCAAAAAAAGAGGUAGACCUAAAAGACAACCAGAAGUUUCUAAAAAUGAUACCAGUUGUAAUUUUGAAGGAAAAGACCACAAUGCUAGUCAAAAUAAUCUUACACCCGAAACUAAGAAAUUAAAAAGUAAAGAAAGAAGAACGACAAAAUUAACUUCAGAGGUCAAUGAUGAGGAAAAUAAAGAUAGUAAUGUAACAGACAUGAACUGUGAUGAAUCGGAAACUAGCGAACUACUCGGUACCGAUCUGAUCAUCAUAAAUGAAGAAAAAGUCGUUAGUAGUUCUAGAUCCUUGAAUAAUAAAACUAGGAGAUGUAGACAAAAGCCACCACAGAAAGUUGUCAGUGAAGGUGAUAAUUCUGAUAAUGGUGGACCCGAUGACUUACUAGUCUACGAUGAUUCUGAAGAUGAUGAGAGUUACAUCCAGCCAAAAAAACGCAGAAGAGCAAAAUCAAACAGAAAUAAUGUUGAUGGAGAAACUGUGCAGACGCCAGUCAAUAAAAAUAACAGUUAUAGUAAACCUGGACAGAGUAUUUACUUUAGAACAGAACACCAUGGUGAAGAUAAGAUAGUUUGUGGACUUUGUAAGAAAGAAAUGACCUACACUAAAUACAAGAGUCGACAUGCUGUGUUUAAACAUUAUAUGUUAUCAUGGAUUGAAGGAGUAGAGAGCCCUCCGGAUAUGACCAACAAGAAGGAGAUAGAGGGGAGGCUGUGGUACGCCAAGAAGCGCUUAAAAAAGACUCCGUUUCGCUGCCCUGGCUGUAACUUGCCCAAAUUGAGUGCUGUUGGCUACUACAGUCACAUUCUGUUCUGUGGCAAGGAUUGUGAGGAAAAGGACUCAUUGUUAGUGACAUGCAAGCUGUGUAAUGCAAGAAUGAUGCCAUCUAGUAUACAGGCUCACAACUAUGUCAAACAUAACAAAACUCAGCAGCCGUACGUUCCACAGAACACUGAAAACCAGCCUAGAGGACCAAGAGCUGCUGCUAAGAGGGCAACACAGGUUAUACAGAAGACCCAAGCUGAUAGCAAAGACACAGAUGGUCCUGGGUCUCGUGCCAACUCUCCUGAUAGGGCAUCACAGCUGAGACGCCUGUACCGCAAGCCUAGCAAAAUGGUGCCUGCUAAAGAAUACAACCGUUGGAAGGAAUCUCUUGCGGCCAAUCACGUAGUAGCCUGCACAAUGGAAGGGUGUAACUUUACUGCCGAAAACACAAUCGACUUCAGGAAACACCAUUUCUCCUGUCCUUUCAAACCACCUCGGUUUUAUCAAUGCCGACACUGUGAGUUCAAUUCUCUCAAGCAAGAGCAAAUGGUAGAUCAUGUCGAAGAGAACCAUCUUGAAGAGAAACUUGAUGGACUUCAAGGAUCAGAAGAUGAUUCUUCAGAGCCUAGUGGUGACGAUGAGGAGAAACCACCAAGAGCUGCUUACGCUAGUGGUUCUACACAACCCUUCAAGUUUCUAAGAUAUACAGCAUUUAGGCAACCAAGAAAUAUAAAAUCAAAGAUAAAACGACUCUACACACCGGCUCUAAAAUGGACUUAUAUGCAGAGACAGAGGAUGUUUGCUAAGGAGAUAUUGUAUCCUGAGGCUCAAUGUCAAACUGUGCCAGGAGCAUCUAUCAGCUCACAUCUGCCUGAGCUCACAGAGUCCAUCAGGUUCCAGGGCAGUGACGGAGUUUGGCAGAAGCUGCAGCGGUUCCAGGCCUCUGUACUUGAUGGUGUGGCAGUGUUGUUUGCUGGAGGGCCUGUCUGGGCUGUAUCCUGGGCCCCGAUACCUGACUAUGAGGAUCACCAGUAUCUAGCAGUAGCUACACACACCAAUGUGGAGUCCACCCAUGAGAUGUCCUCUUUGUACAACUACCCUGGUAUCAUCCAGAUCUGGUCACUUGGCACUAUUAAAAACACUACUCGUGAGGCAGUGUGUCCCCAUAUGGUGGUUGGUAUAGCCCAGAGACGGGGCCCUGUGUGGGGCCUAGCCUGGUGUCCAGCGGGGGUCUACACACAGGACAGGAUAGGACUGUUGGCUGCUGCUUGUGGUGACGGCAAUGUGGUAGUCUACGCUGUGCCACACAACACUAAUACCUCUGGAGACCCGAUGUCAAACUGUUUGUCUUUGAAGCCUGUUUGGGAGUUGAAGCUGGGAUGUGAGAUGAUGUCGCAGUGUACCUGCAUAGAUUGGCAUUCUGCGGCUCCACAUAGUGUCAUUGCUGGAGGUUUUGCCAAUGGGAUGGUGGCUCUUUGGGACCUUGCCACCACCUCUCCCCUACUCAAGUCUGGCUCUACCCUUCUACCUUUCAAGGUCAUUGAAGCCCAUCAAUCGGCAGUUAAAUCUGUCAAGUUGUCCUGCACGGAGGGAAUCGUCUAUAUGAUGUCAGCCUCUAUGGAUCGUACAGCUAAGUUCUGGAACCUUGACGACACCAGAGCUCCAGUCAGCUUUCUACGUAAGGCCUGUGUGACCGACGCAGUCAUGACUAACAACUGGCUCAUGUCUAUCAACUCUUAUGAUGACGUCUAUAGUCUGAACAACUCCCAUGUGACCGGAUGCACCUUCAGAGAUUUCUUCACGAGUGCCAACGCCAACUUUGUAAUGCAACCGGGCACAGUGUGGGGUCUCUCCUUCAAUGACUGGCUGAAUGGGUGUGCGUAUGCCAGUGAGAUGGGCAAAGUCAGCUCAUUCUUCCGCCAACAGCUUCUGGUCACUGAAGACUCCAAGAAAAUAAACAAAAGCGCAAUUAUUGAAGAUUUGGCUACAUGCACGGCUCAUUCUAUCAAAGACGACUCCGUCCUGACCAGAGGGUUUGGAACUAUGUACCGAGACUGUGUCUCCACUAUGGGACUCAAGUUUGAAUUUGGUGGAAAAUUAAAAGGAGGCAAGUCGACUGUUUGCAGCAGUGACAACAUGGACAGUUUCCCCAUCCGUUCAUUCAACACUGUAUCUUGGAACCAAAACAUGAACAGUUUCGUUUGGUUGGCCGCGGGUAUGCAGUGCGGUCUAGUGGUAGUUCCUCGAGUCAGUAGUCUUCACCCUAACGACCUGAUCGAACUGGAAAAGCUCAAAGAUAACCUAUAACACUGACUUUCCUGUGUAACAUAGCUGUAUAUAAAGUUUGUUAAUAUAUGUAUAAACAAUUUUAUAGAAGUGUUUAAGUUUAGUGAUUUGAAGUUGCAUUUGAAAUACAAUUUUUAACCUAGUUGGUAUCUUGACGUAUUUUUCUUAUAUGAAGCACAAGUUUUUAAGCAGUUAAUCCAUAGCUGUGUUUCUAUCUUGAUUAUAUGUUGUCAAAUUGUGCAUUAAUAAUUCAUCUAGACUGAAAGCGCAAGAAAAUUAGGAGAAAAAGUAUUGGCUACCUAUUAAAACUGGUUUUGUAUCCGUCAUAAUUUCUAGGCAUUUCGUUGAUUUGUUUUAGGGCUUUUACCCUCUGUGAAAUUGAAAUUAUAAGGUGUGAAAUUUGUUACCUCAAAAAUUAAGGCAAAUUACUUACAAAUUCAACUGAACUUAAGUGUUUAUGUCUAACUAUUCUAAACUUAUGCACCUCUAUUAUAUGUAGAUACAUUUUGUAAAGUAUUAAUGUAUAUAGAUUUAAACAGCAAUCUGAACCAAAAAUGAUAUCUUAACCCAUUCCUGACUGAGUUAUUUGUCAAGUGUCAUGCAGUUAGAACUGAGUAAAAAAGGGCCAAUGUACCAUGUUUUAGUAAAAAAUUCAUUAAAAAUAUAAUUUAUGAAAUAAAUGCCUAACACUUGUGCUUAAAUUGAUCUACAUAAAAUUUCCUUUCAUAUGACACUAAUUUUAAAUAACUAAUAUUUUUUUAGCAAUUUUCAAUACAUUAUGCAUUUUUAUAUAUGCAAACA